Paramecium pentaurelia is the source of this 1263-nucleotide messenger RNA. NCBI's taxonomy places the organism in Eukaryota, Ciliophora, Oligohymenophorea, Peniculida, Parameciidae. The record is from the annotation of a GenBank genome assembly.
AAUGAAUGGAAAACUAAGUUAUAAACAAUAUAUAUAAGGGAAGCUUGAUUUACUGGAGUUCAUGAUUGCUGAAAAAUAGGCCAAUGUUAAAAGAUAGGAAGCUUAAAGAAAUGAGUUGAAUAGUUUAGGUAUUUUUCAAUAUUGAAUUUUGAGUGAGAUAAGUGAAAGAAGAAUUAUAAGCUUUAUAAGAGCCUCAUUCAUAUGUUGGAGAUGUUGUUAAAUAAAUGGGAAAAGAUAAAGUAUUGGUAAAAGUGAAUCCAGAAGGAAAAUAUGUUGUGACUUUAGAUAAGAAUAUCAAAAUUGAAGAUUGCAAACCUAAUACUAGAGUAGCUUUAAAGAGUGAUUCUUAUGUUUUACAUAAAAUAUUGCCAACCAAAGUUGAUCCUCUUGUAUCAUUAAUGAAAGUUGAGAAAGUGCCAGAUUCCACUUAUGAUAUGAUAGGUGGUCUAGAUUAAUAAGUAAAGGAAGUGAAAGAAGUAAUUGAAUUGCCUAUCAAACAUCCAGAAAUUUUUGAAAGUUUAGGUAUAGCAUAACCAAAGGGAGUUUUACUCUAUGGUCCUCCAGGAACAGGUAAAACUUUAUUAGCAAGAGCAAUAGCACAUCAUACAGUAUGAUAUAUAUCAUAAUAUAAAAUAGGAUUGUACAUUUAUAAGAGUAAGUGGCUCAGAAUUAGUUUAAAAGUAUAUUGGAGAAGGUGCUAGAAUGGUAAGAGAAUUGUUUGUAAUGGCACGAUAACAUUCUCCAUGUUUGAUAUUUAUAGAUGAAGUUGAUUCUAUAGGAGGUGCAAGAAUGGAAGGUGAAAGAGGAGGUGAUUCAGAAGUAUAGAGAACAAUGUUGGAAUUAUUAAAUUAAGUAAAAGAGUUUAAUAAAUUUAAUAGUUAGAUGGUUUUGAGUCUACAUAAACAAUUAAGAUUAUCAUGGCUACAAAUAGAAUAGAUAUUUUAGAUGCUGCUUUAUUAAGACCUGGAAGAAUAGAUAGAAAAGUAGAAUUUCCUAAUCCAGGAGUUGAUGCUAGAUUGGAAAUAUUGAAAAUUCAUUCUAAAAAAAUGAAUCUAAUGAGAGGAAUUGAUUUAAGAAAGAUAGCUGAAGUUAUGCCAGGUGCUUCUGGUGCUGAAUCAAAAGCAGUUUGUACAGAAGCAGGUAUGUUUGCAUUGAGAGAAAGAAGAAUUCAUGUAACAUAAGAAGAUUUUGAAAUGUCUGUAGCCAAAGUAAUGAAAAAAGACAUAGAAAAAAAUAUGGCCAUCAAUAAAAUGCUUAAAUGAA